Molecule: messenger RNA, 2623 nt
Organism: Spea bombifrons (plains spadefoot toad)
Lineage: Eukaryota; Metazoa; Chordata; Amphibia; Anura; Pelobatidae
Gene: MTHFR
Product: methylenetetrahydrofolate reductase
Exons: 12
Coding region: 88-2013 (641 amino acids)
Biological process (GO): tetrahydrofolate interconversion
Cellular component (GO): cytosol
Molecular function (GO): methylenetetrahydrofolate reductase [NAD(P)H] activity; FAD binding
Source: RefSeq, a predicted model, not a curated record
GCGCAUACACUGUGUGAUUCGGGAGCGAGCUUGGGGAUAACGUGGUGAGGAGACACAGGAGAAGGCGUCUUUUUCAAAGGGUUAACCAUGGUGAACGCAAACGGCGUCGACAGCGCCAGCUGCAGCAGCACAGACAACUCCAAGGAGAGCUCCCGAUGUUCCACGCCGGUGCUCGACCUAGAACGGCAUGAACGGCUCCGCGAUAAAAUGCGCCGGCGCGUCGAUUCCGGGGAUAAAUGGUUCUCGCUGGAAUUCUUCCCGCCGCGCACGGCAAGCGGAGCCGUCAACCUGAUAUCCAGGUUUGACCGGAUGGGCUCCGGUGGCCCCCUCUUCAUUGACGUGACCUGGCAUCCAGCCGGGGACCCCGGCUCCAAUAAAGAGACCUCCUCCAUGAUCAUCGCAAACACGGCGGUCAACUUCUGCGGCCUGGAGACUGUUUUGCACAUGACCUGCUGCCAACAGACCAAGGAGCAGAUCACCCAACACCUCCAACGGGCCAAGCAUCUGGGGCUGAAAAAUAUAAUGGCGCUCAGGGGGGACCCCAUCGGAGAAGAGUGGGAAGAGGAAGCCGAGGGCUUUAACUACGCCGUCGACCUCGUCAAGCAUAUCCGCCAGGAGUUCGACGAUUACUUUGAUAUCUGCGUUGCCGGUUACCCCAAGGGCCACCCCGAGGCAGAAAGCUAUGAGCGCGAUCUGAAGCACCUCAAGGAGAAAGUAGACGCCGGCGCGGACUUCAUCGUCACCCAGCUUUUCUUUCGCUCGGAAACCUUCCUGAAGUUUUAUAAGGACUGCCAGGAAAUCGGAAUCACCUGUCCCAUUUUACCCGGAAUCUUUCCCAUUCAGGGCUAUUGCUCCUUGCGCCAGUUGGUGAAGCUCUCCAAACUAGAGGUACCCCAAGAAAUUAAAGAUGUGAUCGAGCCCAUAAAGGAUAACGAUGCAGCCAUUCGGAACUACGGCAUUGACCUGGCCGUGUCCAUGUGUCGGGAGCUGCUGGACAGCGGGCUGGUCCAUGGAUUGCAUUUCUACACGCUCAACCGGGAAGUGGCCACUAUUGCUGUGUUAAAGCGCCUUGGAAUGUGGACAGAAGAUCCUAGACGACCCUUGCCUUGGGCAGUCAGCGCCCAUCCAAAGCGGAGAGUCGAGGACGUCCGGCCGAUCUUCUGGGCGACGAGACCAAAGAGCUACAUUUACAGAACGCAGGAAUGGGAUGAGUUUCCUAACGGUCGUUGGGGGAAUUCCUCUUCUCCGGCCUUUGGGGAUCUGAAGGAUUAUUAUCUCUUCUAUCUGAAGAGCAAAUCCACGAGAGAGGUGCUGCUAAAAAUGUGGGGAGAGGAGCUGGUCAGCGAAGAGAGUGUUUUUGAAGUCUUCACCACUUAUAUAUCUGGAGAACCCAAUCGCAACGGGCACAGAGUGACGUGUCUGCCCUGGAAUGAUGACCCUCUUGCCCCGGAAACCAAUCUCCUGAAAGAAGAGCUACAGAAAGUCAACAAAAGGGGGAUUCUGACGAUUAACUCGCAGCCCAACGUCAACGGGAAGCCCUCAACAGACCCAAUAGUCGGCUGGGGUCCGAGUAGAGGAUACGUCUUUCAGAAGGCUUAUCUGGAGUUUUUCACAUCCAGUGAAAUGGUCUCGGCUCUCAUCAAAGUGCUGAAGCGAUACGAACCCCGCGUGAACUAUCAUAUUGUAAACGUCCAAGGUAAAAACAUCACCAACUCGCCUGAUUUGCAGCCAAACGCUGUGACGUGGGGCAUCUUUCCCGGCCGUGAAAUCAUUCAGCCUACGGUGGUGGAUCCGGUUAGCUUCAUGUACUGGAAGGAUGAAGCCUUCGCGCUGUGGAUAGAGCAGUGGGCCAAGCUGUACGAAGAGGAGUCUCCGUCCCGAAUGAUCAUUCAGUAUAUUCACGACAACUAUUACUUGGUCAAUCUGGUGGACAAUGACUUCCCCCUGGAGAACUGCUUGUGGCAAGUUAUCGAGGACACGUUCAAAGAGCACGAUAACCCCACAGAAGAGUGAUUACCACCUCUGCCGGCACGUCUACUACCUCGUGUGAAAACAGAAGCGGAGCACCCAGCGAGGGGUUAAAUCCGCUCAGCGACUUCCAUGUAAAGACGUUUAUCUCCUACGCACCUUUUUAAUGUUGGGACUCGGUUCGGAAGAACAUUAACCCCGCAUGUAUCUUCUGGGAUACGACUUAGGAAAUCAGGUCAUUAUAGCCCAAAAUACCCUCCUGCCUAUCGUGAGCCACAGGAGAGCCUCGGCUGGCCCAAUCUCAAAUAUUAAGCGGUGAGAGUUUGGCACCGGAUGGCUGCUGCGCAGGCACUCCGGUUACUUUACAGAGUUCCUCAACCGGCGGUAUUUGAGAUUAACGCUACGGCUGCCUCGGCGUAAUUUAGUUCUAAGGAAUUCAUACCGUGAACCUUUAGUGUAUUCAAAAAAUAUUAUUAUACGUUUCUAAGAUGCAGCAAAUUAGAAAAAAAUAUAUAAAAAAAAUAAUAGGAAGCUGACCAUAUGAAGGGUUAAUCGGGGUCUUGCAGUAAAGGUUACACUUUAAGGAAAAAAAAACCCUUUGGGUUAUAAAGGCACAAGAAAUGAACACUUUUAAUAAAAGAUGUCAUUUUUAACA